GUAUUUUUAGUAGAGAUGGGGUUUCACCAUGUUGGCCAGGCUAGUCUCGAAUUCCUGACUUCAGGCGAUCCACCUGCCUUGGCCUCCGAAAGUGCUUGGAUUUCAGGAGUGGCCACCGCGCUCGGCCCUAAAUUCUUUUAUUUAACUUUUAAGUUCAGGGUUAUAAGUGCAGGUUUGUUAUAAAGGUAAACCUGUGUCUUGGGGGAUUAUUGUACAGAUUAUUUCGUUUUCAAAGAGAAUUUGCAAGUAUGUCACAAAAGCCUCAUAAACACGUUGUGAGAUUUUAAGAGGCAAUGACCGAGGCUUGGAGAUGUCUCGUCCUGUCCAAUGUCACCGCUAGACCUGAGAAUCUGCACUUGGGAGCUUACAGACCCGGUUCUCAGGCUUCACUUGAGACCCCAAGAAAGAAAAAAACCCACCAGCCAAAGAGGAGGAUGGCAGCCUGGAAGAACCUAAGGAAGCGAGGCUCAGAGUGGGGACACCGGACCGAGUGCACACUGGAGGUCCCAGAGCACGACGAGCGCGGAGGACCGGGAGGCUCCCGGGCUUGCGUGGAUGCAAGAGACAGGCUGGCUGUCCUGGCGGGAAGGAGCAGAAUAUCUGAAAGCUUCAACCAUGAGGUCCAGACACACGAGGCCUGCGUGAGACUCAGGACAAUGGAAAACUGCCCCCAGUGCCACCACCAUCGGACAAGCAGGCAGCAAGCAGGCAUCACGUGCCCUCCCCCCAUGUCCGUGGAACACGCAGACAUCUGGGUCAAGAGCUACAGCUUGUACUCCAGGGAGCGGUACAUUUGUAACUCUGGUUUCAAGCGUAAAGCCGGCACGUCCAGCCUGACGGAGUGCGUGUUGAACAAGGCCACGAAUGUCGCCCACUGGACAACCCCCAGUCUCAAAUGCAUUAGAGACCCUGCCCUGGUUCACCAAAGGCCAGCGCCACCCUCCACAGUAACGACGGCAGGGGUGACCCCACAGCCAGAGAGCCUCUCCCCUUCUGGAAAAGAGCCCGCAGCUUCAUCUCCCAGCUCAAACAACACAGCGGCCACAACAGCAGCUAUUGUCCCGGGCUCCCAGCUGAUGCCUUCAAAAUCACCUUCCACAGGAACCACAGAGAUAAGCAGUCAUGAGUCCUCCCACGGCACCCCCUCUCAGACAACAGCCAAGAACUGGGAACUCACAGCAUCCGCCUCCCACCAGCCGCCAGGUGUGUAUCCACAGGGCCACAGCGACACCACUGUGGCUAUCUCCACGUCCACUGUCCUGCUGUGUGGGCUGAGCGCUGUGUCUCUCCUGGCAUGCUACCUCAAGUCAAGGGCCUCUGUCUGCUCCUGCCAUCCCCGCAGUGCUGGACAUACAUGCUCAGUGGGAAGCGUCUGUUGAUUUGAGGGCAACCCCCUCCUCUUUUCAAAACCUAUGAACCACCUGCUUUGCAGGCAAACUCCCCCGCUGGCCAGCGUUGAAAUGGAAGCCAUGGAGGCUCUGCCGGUGACUUGGGGGACCAGCAGCAGAGAUGAAGACUUGGAAAACUGCUCUCACCACCUAUGAAACUCGGGGAAACCAGCCCAGCUAAGUCCGGAGUGAAGGAGCCUCUCUGCUUUAGCUAAAGACGACUGAGAAGAGGUGCAAGGAAGCGGGCUCCAGGAGCAAGCUCACCAGGCCUCUCAGAAGUCCCAGCAGGAUCUCACGGACUGCCGGGUCGGCGCCUCCUGCGCGAGGGAGCAGGUUCUCCGCAUUCCCAUGGGCACCACCUGCCUGCCUGUCGUGCCUUGGACCCAGGGCCCAGCUUCCCAGGAGAGACCAAAGGCUUCUGAGCAGGAUUUUUAUUUCAUUACAGUGUGAGCUGCCUGGAAUACAUGUGGUAAUGAAAUAAAAACCCUGCCCCGAAUCUUCCGUCCCUCAUCCUAACUUUCAGUUCACAGAGAAAAGUGACAUACCCAAAGCUCUCUGUCAAUUACAAGGCUUCUCCUGGCGUGGGAGACGUCUACAGGGAAGACACCAGCGUUUGGGCUUCUAACCACCCUGUCUCCAGCUGCUCUGCACACAUGGACAGGGACCUGGGAAAGGUGGGAGAGAUGCUGAGCCCAGCGAAUCCUCUCCAUUGAAGGAUUCAGGAAGAAGAAAACUCAACUCAGUGCCAUUUUACGAAUAUAUGCGUUUAUAUUUAUACUUCCUUGUCUAUUAUAUCUAUACAUUAUAUAUUAUUUGUAUUUUGACAUUGUACCUUGUAUAAACAAAAUAAAACAUCUAUUUUCAAUAUUUUUAAAAUGCA
Homo sapiens (human) is the source of this 2268-nucleotide messenger RNA. RefSeq names its product interleukin 15 receptor subunit alpha (gene IL15RA). NCBI's taxonomy places the organism in Eukaryota, Metazoa, Chordata, Mammalia, Primates, Hominidae. Bases 294 to 1379 code for a protein of 361 amino acids. Gene Ontology annotation, biological process: cell surface receptor signaling pathway via JAK-STAT; interleukin-15-mediated signaling pathway; response to nutrient levels. Gene Ontology annotation, cellular component: plasma membrane; endoplasmic reticulum membrane; cytoplasmic vesicle membrane. Gene Ontology annotation, molecular function: interleukin-15 receptor activity. The record is from RefSeq and is a predicted model, not a curated record. The transcript is spliced from 9 exons.